UUGACAUUUUGACACUUUAAAUGGCAAUUAGUCAUCAUAUAUUUGUGUUUUGGUCGUGGUGUUUUCAUAUGAUUAUUUUAACCGAUUAAAUAACCAACAAGUGGAGAAUAUCAUUAGUGAAAAAUAUUAUUACUAUACUUUCUUUCCCGUAAUAUAAUGAGUGUAUAUUAUUGCGAUGGACGACAUGUUACCAGAAGACGUAAAUUUGUUGAGUUCUUUGGAAAAAUUGGAAUUAGAUAUUAAAGCGAAUAGAAAAUCCAUCGAUUGUCCUAAACCGAAUCCAUUCAUGAAACGAAGACGUACAAAAUCGCUUUCUUCUAUCAAUUUCGGAUCAAAGUGUACUUGCAAUAAUUCAAGUCCUCCAAACGUGAAACAAACUACUUCGUUCAAAAGAACCAAUAAAAAAAUAUUGAGGGACCCCAUAUUAAAAUUUCUCAAGUGUUCUCAAAAAGUACAUAAUCAGAAGAGGGAAAAACAGUUUGGUGAAAUGUUAAACAACGCUGAUGAUUUCAAAUCUAUUAUCAACGGUUGUGAAUUAUUAAGUAUAGAUAAUCAAGCUAAUUCGACUAAAUACUCAUCUCCGAGUUUUUUGAUGGCACAAACUCAGAAUAAUGUUCAAAAAACAGAAAAUCAAAAUCCGAAUCUCGGUAGCUGUUCCCAUCAGGCCAGGAUGAACGUGAAUCCACCCUGUGACAUAACUAUUGACGAACUGGCUAGUUAUUUUGAAACUUUUGUGCAUAUUCCAAAAAAGAUGAGUUCUAUGGCUGAAAUGAUGUACAUUUAAAUUUUUCUUUUUACAAAAUAAUGGCGUACAUGAGAAAUAUAUGUGUGCUUAUUUCUUUAUAUUUGUUGAGCAACUCUUCUUUAUAAAAUGUAGAUGCUGUAUAGGUGUAAUUGAAGUUUCAUAAAAAAUAAAUUACAUUGGCACGCCUCCCUCGUAAUAUAAUAAAAAGAAUUUUCUAUUUCAUUUAAUGUACUAUAAUUUGAGAACAUUAUAUAUUUUACUUUCUGUAAUUUUGUAAUAAAGACUUUUUUUUUUUUAUUUUAAACACGUUUCUAUAAUAAUAAUAAAGAAGAUUAAAAUA
This is a messenger RNA of Diorhabda carinulata, 1085 nucleotides long. RefSeq lists its product as uncharacterized. The record is from RefSeq and is a predicted model, not a curated record. The coding region runs from base 176 to 784 and encodes 202 amino acids. The transcript has 2 exons. NCBI's taxonomy places the organism in Eukaryota, Metazoa, Arthropoda, Insecta, Coleoptera, Chrysomelidae. Gene Ontology annotation, biological process: cellular response to hydrogen peroxide.